CAAUCCUGGGAUCAAGACCAUUGCGUAUCAACCAGGUCAUUGACCCCGUUGUCAACAACAACCAAAAUGGCCGCCGUGUGAUGUUGUUCAAGCGAGGCACGUCCGAAGACAGAUUUUAGACUCACAAUCGGAACUAAAAGCGAUCUUUUAAGCUAUCAGGGACUGGUGUACUAGUGUAGAGGGACCAACAUGUCCACAACACCAAGGACACCGAGAAAAGCCAUCACAGCCGAGGCCUCCGUUGACAAUGAGAACGAUGUUGGACCUCCUAUCGACUUCUCCUUCAAGAUGUUGUGCAGUAUGGAAGACACAGCAGAGGAGGAGCUCAGACAAGGGUCCAGAAAGCACAAGUACGACGAGGAGGGGAGACUGAACUCCAACGCCCUGCGUAUGAACAACAACGCCCUGACAACCCUGGAUGGUUUCGAAGGAGCGAUAACCCGGCUACUGACCAACCCAGAGGCUCUGGCGUGGGUGGACCUGUCAUUCAAUGACUUAACCACUGUUGACCCGGUGCUGCUGACCUACCCCAACAUCAAGGUGUUAUAUCUCCAUGGCAACAGUAUUGAGAACAUCGGUGAGGUGGACAAACUGCCGGCCCUGCCGCUGCUGAAGAACCUGACGCUCCACGGGAACCCCAUCGACCAGGAGAAGGGCUACAAGUUCUACCUGCUGUCCCUCAUGCCGCACCUGGCCUCCCUCGACUUCACCAGCGUCUCCAAGGCAGACAGGGCCACUGCCAAGACGUGGUUCCACAUGUACGGCAAGACCAUGAAGUCCAAGAAGAGGAAGAAAAAGGCAGCCAGCUAGAAGUC
Molecule: messenger RNA, 815 nt
Organism: Branchiostoma floridae (Florida lancelet)
Lineage: Eukaryota; Metazoa; Chordata; Leptocardii; Amphioxiformes; Branchiostomatidae
Product: leucine-rich repeat-containing protein 51-like
Exons: 4
Coding region: 190-810 (206 amino acids)
Molecular function (GO): protein binding
Source: RefSeq, a predicted model, not a curated record